Molecule: messenger RNA, 8498 nt
Organism: Eleginops maclovinus (Patagonian blennie)
Lineage: Eukaryota; Metazoa; Chordata; Actinopteri; Perciformes; Eleginopidae
Gene: hipk3a
Product: homeodomain interacting protein kinase 3a
Biological process (GO): peptidyl-serine phosphorylation; peptidyl-threonine phosphorylation
Cellular component (GO): PML body; cytoplasm; nucleus
Molecular function (GO): protein serine/threonine kinase activity; ATP binding; protein tyrosine kinase activity
Source: RefSeq, a predicted model, not a curated record
GCUACCGAACCAGCAGCAACAGCUAACAGCCAGCAGCUAUCUCUGUUGGGGGACGCGGCGUAUUAGCAUGCAAAAGUUUAGAAACACAGGUUACUUGUCCUGAAUAGAGACAAGAACAACGCUGUGCAACACCUGACACGGCUGUCGAAAACAUGAAAUACAGCUGGCUUUCGUAAUAACCAGUUAUUUGCGUUAUUUCGAGCUUCAAAUGUGUGAAAAGUCGCUCGGUGUUACCUCGUCGUUGAACAAGAUGGCAGCAGCAGCAACGUCGGUGCAGGAUUUCACUGUGGUGCGGUUCAGCGUUGCUAGACUGUUCCUUGACGCUCUGGGUGAUAUUAUUUAUAGCUCUUAUUGAAGGUAUGGCCUCACAAGUCUUGCUCUACCCAUCACACCUGCUCUUAGCUCAAACAAGUGCCUUAGGAACCAGCAGCAGUAGUACGAGCAGACAUAAAGACGAAGCCCACCACAGUAAUAACACCAGCAGAACCUUUCAGCAACGAUUCGCAUCCAAGACCUACGUGAUCGGAGUCAACUACGGUAUCGCUUAUCCCAACAACGUUGUCCCAUCCUCCACUGUUGCAGAUUCAGCAACACUGCAGCUCGGAGACGGGGAGGAGUGUGAAUUGCAGACUGCAGGAUUACAGAGAGAAGAGAGACGGGCGGAAGCUGGGAACCAGGAGUCCCUUUGCCAGAGUCGAGGCCCACAGGAAGUGAGGCUUCGUAGAGACAGCGGUGGAACUCCAUCAGCAGGAGGCUUGGACUGCGGGCUGCUGAGCAGAGCCUGCAUCAGAGCAGAGGAAGAAGAGGGCAGAAGAGUAGAAGCGAGAGGAGGAUACGUCAACCUUCUAGACACAGGCGCCAUCCAGACAUGUGAGCAGAAGGCAGGCGAAGGUGGAGAACAUCCGCGGGUGAACAACUGCGUCAUGCAGAUAGUGGAGGAGGUAUCAGCUCUACCUUCACUUCCUGCCCCUUUGGCCAUGUUGCAAACCAGCAGCAUGAACAAUGCAGACCGUGUAAGAGCAGGGACUGGAGGGACACUGCCCACUCAGCCGCUACCCGCCAUGGGAAUCAGGGGGGAGGGGACCGACAUUAAGCCUAAUGGCAAUACUGAGGCAGCGGCAGGAGCUACGGUGACCAGAACCGGAUCAGCAGAUGGUGACUAUCAGCUGGUUAAGCACGAGGUCCUGUGCUCCUUGAAGAACAGCUAUGAGGUGUUGGAGUUUCUGGGUCGGGGCACCUUUGGUCAGGUGGUGAAAUGCUGGAAAAGGGGGACAAAUGAAGUGGUGGCAGUCAAAAUACUGAAGAACCACCCAUCCUAUGCACGCCAGGGACAGAUCGAGGUGGAGAUCCUGGCACGGUUGAGCAGCGAAAACGCAGAUGAGCACCAUGUGGUGCGUGCUCUGGAGUGCUUUCAGCACCGCAGCCACACCUGUUUGGUGUUUGAGAUGCUGGAGCAAAACCUUUAUGACUUCCUGAAGCAGAACAAGUUCAGUCCCCUGCCACUCAAAAUCAUCAGGCCCAUUCUGCAGCAGGUGGCAACAGCCUUAAAGAAGCUCAAGUGUCUCGGUUUGAUCCAUGCUGACCUGAAGCCAGAGAACAUCAUGUUGGUUGAUCCUGCCAGGCAGCCCUACAGAGUCAAAGUCAUCGAUUUUGGCUCAGCCAGCCAUGUCUCCAAGGCGGUGUGCUCCACUUACCUGCAGUCCAGAUACUACAGGGCUCCAGAGAUUAUUUUGGGCCUGCCAUUUAGCGAGGCCAUUGACAUGUGGUCACUGGGCUGUGUGAUAGCCGAGCUCUUUCUGGGCUGGCCCCUCUACCCUGGAGCGCUGGAGUACGACCAGAUCCGCUACAUCUCUCAGACUCAGGGCCUGCCCGCCGAGCAUCUGCUCAACAAGGGGACAAAGACCUCUCGCUUCUUCUCCAAAGAGUCCAACUCUCCUUACGCCUCCUGGAGACUAAAGACAACUGAAGAGCACGAGAAAGAGACGGGACUUAAAUCCAAAGAGGCCAGAAAGUACAUCUUCAGCUGUCUGGAAGACAUCGCACACGUGAACUUGGUGCUGAGUCCUGACACCGGGGACAUGCAGGCAGAGAAAGCUGACAGGAGGGAGUUUGUGUCCCUGCUGAAGACCAUGCUGCUGAUCAACGCUGAGGACAGGACUGUUCCCGCCAGCGUCCUCAAUCACCCCUUCCUCACCAUGACUCACCUGCUGGACUACCCACACAGCAACCACGUGCAGUCAUCUUUCCGCAUCAUGGACAUGUGCCACACUCGGCCCAACAACUCCAUUUUUGAUGCUCUGAAUCAAAACACCAUUCAUUUUUCCAGACCCCCUGUCGCCACAGCAGCCCCCUCUGGCCUCCCUCUAGGAUACAGCAACAUACCAGUGCACACUCAGCCUAUGAACCAGUCGGCUCCUUCAGUGUUGCAUCCUGGGAUAGCUUUAACGACUGGGAAUGGUCAGUUUGGGUGCACAGACUCCUUCCCACCUGCCCUCCUUCUUUGUCCUCCCAACAUGCAAGGUAACCUCAACCAACCGGGAGGGUACUCUGUUCCCAUGGUUACCCAGGCCCCUCCCAUACAGCCCUUACCGGUGCGACCUGGUGUAAUUGCUCAGCAGGCUUGGUCGAGCCGGGGUCAGCAGCUGCUCAUCCCAACAGCCUGGCAGCACAUGACUCCAGUGGGACCUCCGCCCUCUCACCCCCCUCCACCACCUCCCCAGUCCUCCCUAACCAGCGACACCACAUCCGGCCCGCAGAGAAUCAGCGACUGGGGCCAUUACACCUCAGUGAUCCAACAGCCUCUCCUGACCAAUCAGAUGCCAUCCCUCUCUGCCCAUCAGCCAAUCAACAUCGGCAUAGCUCACGUUGUGUGGCCGCAGCAAACCAACAAGAGGAACAGACACAGUCACAACAGGAACCUGUCCCACCCCAGAAUCAUCCACACAUCAGUGUGUCGGACCCCCAAGAUGGCCAGUGUUGUUGGACAUGCAGUGGCCCCCAGAGAGCAGCCUCAGAGGGAGCUGCCGCUGGUGCAACCCGUCGUCCCAACUGCAGCCGAAAAUGAAGCAGAGGAGGAAGUGAGCUACUUUAAAGAGGCAGCGCCCAAUGGGAUCAGCCAGCAGGACCGGUCCAGGCCAACAGCAGCGCCACGUAGCCGUACUGAUGGGGACACACCGAGCCCCGCUGCCAGUGUGAUCAGCAUCCGCAGUGACCUGACUGACGGGGAGGAAGAGGAGGAGGAAGAACCUCAGAGGUGCCGUCUGAGGGAGUGCAAGGAAGAGUGUGUGUGUGAGGCAUGCAGAAACACCAGUGUGUCUAUGGAGAGAGUGUGUUCCCUCAGCAGCCCCGACAGCAGCAUCAGCACCAGCUCCUUUGCCUCCAACUCCCUGCAGUCCAGCCCCUCCAUCUCCCCCUGCAAGAGACCCAACAGCAUGUCCGAGGACGAUGGCCACGAGAGCGGCUGCGACACGGUGGAGGGCUCCCCCGCGUCAGACACCUUGACUUCCCCGCGUGGCAACAGUCCCUACCGUUACCUGGACAACAGUAACCACAACAACCGCCCAUCUUUGGCUGCCAUGGUCGCACCACUGCCUUCCCCUGCAGUGCAGGGCAGGAGCCCCCGCGGCGUCAGGACUAUGGUGGUUCCACCAAUGAGAAUGCAGAGCAACAACAGCCAUGGGACGGAGGAGCGUGCUCAGAGAACAGACUCCUGGUCCCGGUCCAAAGGGCGCUGCAGCCUCGUAGGACAACAGAGCACUCCCUCUUCCUACACCCUCCUCCCAUCCGCCCCCCUCAUUUCCCGGCAGCAGAAAAUGAGCGGGCACCAGCAUCAGCACCCUCUGGGCUUUGGACAGGUGCCGCCAUACGGUUCAAACCUCAGCAACAAGGAGUGGAACGGCAACUAUGGGCCUCUGCGACCGCACGCCUACAUCCCCCCCACGGUGCACACACACACCUUCACACACCUGCAGCACAGCAGCCCCACGCACACCUCCGCCAUCCCGCACACACACACCCUUCUGUCCUAUCCUCCCAGCGCCUCUCACCACCCCCACCCCAUCCUGCCCUCUCGUCCUCCCCCUCCCCCCCUCCUGCAGCACAGCUACGGUCUCUCCCAUCCGCAGGGCGGCGCUAUAGUGCACCAGGUCACCCUGGGUAUCAGCCACCACCCUGGACACCCGGCCCCCCACCCGCACAGGCUCCUCCCCUCCCCCACCAUCCACCCGCACCACCAGCCCGGCUACGCCCACCACCACCACCCACACCAGUUCAAGCCCCCGUUCCCGCCGCCGCACCCGUAUAUGGCUUCCCCCGCCGCAUACACAGGCUUCCCUCUGAGCCCCACCAAGCUCAGCCACCACCCCCAGUUCUCCUAUAUCUGAGGAGCAAGGGGGGGCCGCAGCACUACCUUCUAGUGAGGAAGGGCAACGGGAAGUGGAGCGGCGCUGCCACCUGGGCGGGGAGGGCCGGCAGCAGAGCACAACAUGGACACCUGUGAGGAGGAAGAGGAGGAUGUACAAUGAGAAGGAAAAAAAAGCGAUAUUGCUGAAGAUUUUCCAAUUUUUCUAGGACGUAGAAAUUUAGGAUCACAUCAAUGAUCAUGUUUGAUUGUGAAAGACUUCCUACGAAAUCAUGGGGCGGUUUUUAAUCAAAGCUUUAUGAGAGCGCGUCAGAGAGAGUGGAUCAGAGUCUGAGGAUGAGGAAAUGAUAAUUAAGAAAGAGUCUGUUGCACAUUACCUCCUGUCGUUUGUUUAACAAGUGUUCAGAGAGCUAAUUUUCGGCGGGAUUUGUUGUUGUUGCUGUCAGGGUACCCCCCUUUAUCUUCGUUGCCUUGUAGCGUGUGCUAGCCGCUCAGUCUGUUAAGCCAUCCCAGUCUGUAUUAGCAGGAUGGGACGCUCCUGUUUUGUUUCCGGGGCAGACCUUACUGCUGCCGUCGCCUUGUGCCUUAAAAACCCAGAGUCUCUGACGUUACUUCAGGAGCUUUUUAGAUAGUACUUUUUUUUUUAAACGGGCUUGCAGCACUUUGCCUUCAGACUCUGAACAUGAUGGGCUUAUUGGAUAAAUAACGCUUGUGGUAAUGUGUUUUUAAUACUUUCAGUUUGCUUUCUAACUCAGAGUACGGAUUUACUUUAGCUAGCGGCUGCACAUUUUAGGGCUUUGACUGAAUGAGCUUUUAAAUGUACAUAAAAGAGUGAUUUGAUAUUUUGAUAAUCAAUUUCUAUUCACUAUAGUACUUAAUUCAUAACAGUAUUGUCACUGUUUACUGUAACUGCAAUACAAUCUAGAUAGCCUCUGGGUUGCUGUGUUUUUAUUAUUUAGCAUUAAUAGUUUUUUGGGAGUGGCAUAGACUAUGUUUUGACUUUUAAAUGCUUCUCAGUGUUUGAUAACCUAUCGACUUACAGUAUCACUGCUGGCCUAUUGAGUGUUAGAUGUGUAGCGGUGGUUGUUUGAAAUAUUCUUUAGUUUUUUUGUCCAUGUAUUGAAGCCUGUUGUCAGUUUUUAAUACAUUCCUUCAGGGUGGAUGCAUAGCCUUGAUUUGUUUGUGUGUUUUCGUUGAUUUCCAGUGUGUAGUAUAGCUGUCUCUACCUGUCAUAUCAGCUGGUAUUUUACUCCAAUCAGCACCAAAGACUGUUCAGUAAUCAUUUCUAUAAAAAGCAUGGUCAAUACUAUUUCUCCUUUCACCUCCAGCAUACUGUUGCAAAUUGGAAUAUAUUGUGAGAUCUCUAUUUUAAAAAAUAAAGAAUUAGGUUGAGGUUUUUAUUUUUCUGAGCUAUGUUUGGCUAAUCGUAUUUGGAAUGUAUAGAUAAUAAGCUGCUAUGUACUGAUUAUCUGCCACUUCGUAGCUGUGAAUUUAGAGGAAUAAUCUCAUUCUAGCCUCUUUUGUAUUGUAGUUCUGAUUACUAGAUACAAUAGAAGUGGGUUUUCUCUUAUAUAGUAUAUUGAAUGCUAUUCCUAUAUGCUAGUGCCUCUGUAUAUUGGCUUUGUUUUGAAGUGAUUGUAAACUGCUGUAAUGGAAGUUUUAUUUUAUAUAUGUGUGUGUGUGUGUGUGUGUGUGUGUGUGUGUGUGUGUGUGUGUGUGUGUGUGUGUGUGUGUGUGUGUGUGUGUGUGUGUGUGUGUGUGUGUGUGUGUGUGUGUGUGUGUGUGUGUGUGUGUGUGUGUGUGUGUGGCGUCAGUAUUUCAAACGUAGGCUGGGUUCACUGUUGGAUUCUGUAACCGGUGUGUCGUUGAUGUGUUUUAUUUUUUGCUGAUGACAUGGCUUUUAUUUCCGUUUAUUGGACUGUAUUUGCAACUCUUCGUACUGUACAACUAGUGCCUUUCCUUAAACAAGCGGCUGACCCAUAUCAAAGCAGUCGCACAUCUGUAGACUAGUUCCCCCUGAGGGGAUCAGCUCCUACUUUCACAUCACAAAACCCCAAAGUUGUUUUGUUUGUUGGACUCGAGAUGAGGUCUGGAAACACUCCUCUUCUUUGAACAGAAUCCUAAGAAAGUACAAGUCAGGGAAAUGUUUUAUUGCGCUCACCAAGAACAACGUGCAGUACUCAAAGACACGGGGGCCUGAAAAUACACAAAAGCAAAGCUUUAUCCUCACAUCGUGAAUGUAUUUGUGACACAAUUCUGUUUUUGGUUUGCAAAUGAUGGCUACACAGCGUUUUCACUCGUCUUGUGAUUAAGAUGUUGAUAGUUCUUGUAAUGCAGCUAUUACCACAAGUAGAUAUCAUGAUGUGUUUCUAGUCUUUCAAAAUGCUUUAUCCAUCAAUUAUACUCAAAGUUUAGGUCCAAAGUUGUUUCCUUCCUCAUGUACAACGGCUGCCACCAUGACAAAAAAAAAAGCUCAGUCUCCUUUUUUCUAUCAAGACACAUUAAAUCCUUAUUUUUUGAGAUAAAAAAACCCACAUUUCUACUGAAAAAUGUGGAGGUAAAAACAGGAAAAAUAUCUUGUUAUGGCGUGAAAUAAUCAUGUGAAAAACAGACGUUUGUAAUUAUCGAUGAGAAGCUGAGCAAAGGUUUUUUUUUGUCAUGGUGCUUUUCUUUAUGUAUUACAUUGUAAUGGUUUUGUUGCUUAAGCAAAGGGGUGUGUUAGUGUACUCGUCUAAUCUGCUACUGUGUUGACGAUGCUUAGACAAACGUGAGGAUGCACUGUUCAGCAGUGCAGCCUAGAGUUAUAAUUAAUGUGUGGCACAGUAAUCUGUACUUUAUCUUCUAUUUUAUUUUUAUUAUUUUAACCCUGUAGUGUUCAGCCUCGCAUGUAUUCCCAUAUGGCUCCAAUCUUUGUCAGCUCAGCACCUGGGAUGAGAUGGACUCACCUCGGUGAUGUCCCACGCCGUAAUCCCCCACCACUCUGGGUUGAUUGUUUAUAAUCCCUCCACCACGCCGCCAGUUACAUCAUCAGGAUAAGCAGAAGGUCAUAGAUCUAAAGCCAGCAGUCUUAAGUAACACAUUAGGCCUUAGGAUGGUUAUUUUUCUCAUAUGGAAUUAAAAAACAAUUGGGUUACAUUUAUACACAAUAUUUCAGAGUCAAGGGUGCUUUCAGAUAUUAAGGCCUGUUUUUUGCAGGAAUGAGCUCUAAAACCCGGAAGGGAGAUAGCAUUUUACCACCUCUGAUCUUGAAGUCAAUGUUUCUUUUAACGCGUUUCUUGUUGAAUGCCUGAAAUAAGUUCUGUAGUCAACACAAGCUUUAGAGAUCUUCACUUUUUGUCAGUAAGGACCCAACUCGUAAAUGUCUGAAGCUUCUAUAAAUCUAUAAAAACAGUGGUUGCUAAAAAGUAUCUAAAUAAACUACUAACCACCAUCCUACCGGACAUUAGCCCCCUUUAGUUUAGCAGUAGUGACGUAGUCAUGCGACAAGGUUGUAGUUUGUUUCUAGCAUACAGUCAGCUUUUUACUUUUGGCAUUUAUGCUUUAAAAUAAAAAUGUAAAAGUGGUGUUACUUUCUGGAGAUUAUCCUACUGACAGUUGCAGGAAUGAGUACUAAAACCCGGUAAUGAGUUAGCGUUAGGACUAACCAUCUCAUUGGGGUACUGGGCUGAAUAAGAAAUUUGACUCCUGAGACACGUUUUAGGUAGAUUUUGUACCACAACUAUAAUUAUGGGGUUAUUGUAUUUAGACACAAAUAUACAUGAUUGGCUAAAAUUGAAACUGUUACUGUUCUAAAUAUGCGUAUCUUGUGUGGCUUUAUGAUAUUAAUUUUUUGAUUUUAUUUUAUUCUUUAAUGCUACACUAGUUUGACAAUGUAGCAACUGCACUGUGCAAUAUACAAAAAUAUGAGGACUGGGAAAAAUGAUUAUUGUUUGGAUGUAAUAAUGUGUGUCUUAGCAGUUUGCGGUCGUUUUUCUUUCCCCCCUCUAGUUCUCAGUGAGUUUCAAUGUGACCAAGCCUUAUGUACCUUGUCACAAAAAGCGGGUUCCUUCUUGGUGACUCUUUAUUAGUGAGUGUCAAAUUAAUUGAUGGUGUACUAUGUCAAGAUUCACUUUUAAUUAAAAAAGAUCUUUUGCUUCAA